AUGCCGGUUGCCGCAGCCGCCGCUGAUCCGGUGGAGAAUCAUUUGGAUCUCGAAAACGACGAGGAAUACAACUCAGAAGAAGACGAGGACUUCGAGCUCGAUGGCGCCGGUCAAGAUGAAUCUGAAGAAUCGUCUGAAGAGGAAACGCAGGAAUCUGGUGGCAGGCCGGCGAAGAGGCGAAAAGUCACCGCUGGGAAAGAGACCAAGAUCGAUGAACUGGAACUUGAUUCUGGUGAUGAGGCGAUGAUACAGAAAGCGACAGAAAGGAAGGAAAAGAACAAGAAGAAAGGAAAAGGAACUAUUGUUGAUGGGGACGAGGAAGAUAUUGAUUUCGAUGAGGAUGAUGAGGGCGGCGAAGGAGGCUUCGUGAAGACGAGGUCUAUGAGGAUGAAAAUACAGGAGGAGCGCAGACCACUGGCGAAAAUUGACGGUGCUACUAUCGAUGUUGAUGCACUGUGGGAGAAGAUGAACCAGCCUUACACCGGUGCUGCACCUUUACCCACACAAAAAGCGCAGGAGCAAGACGGCAUUGCAGCGGAGGAUGAGAAAAAAGAGAGUCCAGAUCGCGAAACAGAAGCCGCGCAGCAGAAAGCGCCGACACUGCCCUCGGAGGAGAUGAUCAAGAUAAAGCGCACAUACAAGUUCGCUGGGGAAAUGAUCACAGAAGAGAAACUUGUUCCAAAGGAUUCGGCUGAAGCGAAACUCUUUCUCUCAAACGAAGGAAAGGAUAACGCGGAGACUACUAUAGAUGUUGACGACGCUGAGGCUAAGAAGGCCGCCGUCAAGCUACGCAGGCCUCUCCGCAAGUAUUCUCGAUUUGAUCCAAAUCCUCCUGGAUUUAUCAAGAAAAGCUGGGACAAGCAGCCAUCUGGCGAUAUUACGGGCGAAAACACGGAUUCCAAAGGGCCCAAGCUCAACACAGUCGAGAAAUCACGACUCGACUGGGCCGCCUACGUGGAUCAGGCUGGUAUCAAAGAUGAGCUCAACGUCCAUAGCAGGGCUAAGGAAGGCUACCUUGGCCGGAUGGACUUCCUGGAUCGCAUGGAAGCUAAGAGGGAGGAGGAAAGAAGGCAGGCACGAUUGAAGGGGCUUUAA
Molecule: messenger RNA, 1095 nt
Organism: Paecilomyces variotii
Lineage: Eukaryota; Fungi; Ascomycota; Eurotiomycetes; Eurotiales; Thermoascaceae
Product: putative Swr1p complex component
Exons: 2
Coding region: 1-1095 (364 amino acids)
Source: RefSeq, a predicted model, not a curated record